GGUCUCUGUUGAGAGAUUUCCUGGUAGGCUCGUGUAGCUUCGAGGGUUUGUUUACAUCCAACUCAUCCUAGGUGGGGGCCGCUGACAGCUAUUUUAUAGAGAAACAAAAAACGGAUCACCAACGUGUUUUUAAAAAAAGAUAUACGAGGUGUUACGAGCUGCUCCAUUGUCUCGUACAGGGACACUAGCUGGUCGCUAGCAUUAUGAGUGGGGCUGGCAGCAGUGACAGCGGGCUUGACCUGUCUGGAAAACUCAUCAUAAAGGCUCAACUUGGGGAGGACAUCAGGAGAAUUCCCAUUCACAAUGAAGACAUGACCUAUGAUGAGUUGAUCCUCAUGAUGCAAAGGGUGUUUCGCGGUUCAUUAUCUACAGACGAUGAUAUUACCUUGAAGUAUAAAGAUGAAGAUGGAGAUUUGGUGACCAUUUUUGACAGCUCGGACCUGGCCUUUGCUAUUCAGUGCAGCCGUAUUCUGAAGCUGACUAUACUCCUGAAUGGCCAGCGGGGCAUGGCACAGGGGUCGCGUGUGUCUACCAUAACUGUGAGACGAGAACUACGUGCCAUUCGUGACAGAGUAACUGCUCUUCUGGAUGCCUUGGAUGUUACAACUGAAGUGACUCCCAGAACUAUCUUUGAAGCCGACACAGGUGUGAGCAGCAGCGUAACUGCUGCAGCAUCCCCAGCACCAGCAGCAGCCAUGCAGCUGAACAUUUCAUCAAAGGAAUUUGAUCCAUUGCAGCAAACUGAACAACAGCACCAACAGGUCUCUUCUGCCAGUCAGCCACAUCCACCAGUUAGCACCCCAACUCAUACCACCUCUGCAUCCAUCCAAAGUGACGGUGAGGUAUCUGUGCACCAAAGUACCAAGCAGGGAGAGGGUAGUACUAAUGCAUCCGGCAGCUCGACUCCAGCCCCAUACCAGCAUGUUCAGCAGUCGCAGCAGCAGCAGCAGCAGCAGCAGCAGCCACAGCAGCAGCAACAGCAGCCGCCGCAGCCACCACAGCAACAGCAGCAGCCACCACAACCCCAAGCACAGCCUCCCCAACAGCAGUCGUCCCAGCCAACCCAACAACAUCCUAGCUACCCUAACUACACUGCUGCUGCAGUUUCUGCUACUCAUCCUGGACCAUAUCAGCAGUACCGAGGUCAGCAUUAUGUUGGUGGUGGAUCAGACACGAGUGGGGGUCCUCCUCGGAGUACUAUGGUCCCCACCAGUAUGCCUGGGGUACCUACUACUGUGCCCAGUAUACCACAGUCUCAGCCAUCACAGUACUAUCCAGGCUUCCAGUACCAAGGGUAUAGUGUACCGAGCGGCCAGCCCGGUGGGUUCAGUCAGCAGUACCCAUCAGCUCAGCAGUUCCCAGCUAGUUACCCCACCCAGUCUGUCCCUCAUAGUUCUGGUGCCACUCCAACCGUACCUUCCCAACCUACACAGCCAGGCCCUCCUUCCGGACCACGACCUCCAGUCAGGUAUCCCAGUCAAGCAACCCCUGGCUACCAUACCUGGACUCCACAGUAAUCGGGGCUAUUAUUGUACAAGACUUACCUCAAAUGCCAAGCUGAAAGUUGGAUGCAAACUUACAUUCUUUGUAUGGGAUUAAGAAAAAAAUCAUUGCUGAUGUUUCAAAAAUAUUUCUUAAACUAAAAUGACAUUAAUUCACACACAACAAAAAUUGGUUUUAUAUUGAGAAAGAUGGUUGUGAAAUUUUCUAAUAAUAACAAAAAUAAUUAUGGUGGCAUCUUUAUUACAGCAAAUGUAAUCUUGUAAAAUUAUACUGUGUGUGUGUGCUAAAUUUAUCUAAAAUCAUAACUUGUGUUAAAAGACAUCAUACUUCUAAAGUUAUUUUUGGUAAGAUUUUCUUCUACUGAUACAACUGGCUUGAGUUGUUACCCAUAUUCUCCCUGAUAAUUUGAUUUUGACCAAUAAAUUGCUUCAUUUUUAUUCAUAACUUGAAAGAUGGAUUUUUUUUACUUUUGUAUUUCCUAAGCUUUAGGCCAGAUUAUUACUAGCAGAAUGGUGCCAAAAGUAAAUGAUAGCAAUAGUUAUGAUUCAUAUUGAUAUUUUAGCUCUGAAUUUAAAGCCUGUCUUUUUUUAAAAUCUAGUUCUAUAAUUAGUUCUAAAAAAAUUUUGAGUACUUGUGCUAACGCUACACUAGUGAUCAGUAAGCUGAAUAUUUAAAUGAUUUGCAAACAUUAUGGAAUUAUCAAAUUUUGUAGGUUUUUCUAUUUACUGUAAUGUGUAAUGAAUGGUAUUAUAAUUUCUUAGUAAUUUGGUGGUAAAAAUUGUAAAGGGAAGGAAAUCCACUGUGAUCUAGUGUAGCCAAUUGUAGCCUAAUAUAAUAUAUUAUUUGGGCAAGUAAUUUUUAAUAGAGCUUAUAUUUUAUAAUACAGUCUGCAUAAGCUGAUUAACAUGGACAAUAGGAUCAAAUAGCUCCAAAGAUUCACAAAGUGUGCAUAUAUAUAACUACACAUAUUAGUAAUCAUCAGUGAAGUUAAUUUUGUUUAGUAACUAGCACAGUGUUUUUAGUUGCCUGCGUGUAUCUGUAAUGCUGUUAUUGGAAUUACUGUCCAAUUAGUUAUUGGAGUUUCUUAAGGUAUAAAUUUAAUACACUUGUUUAAGGCUUGUGGGUUUGCAAGGUUGAAUACUGUACCUCAACACCCCCAAAUACACUUGUAAAUAAAAAUAAUUUUUUAUAAAGUGUGCUACUUGUGCAUGAACAGUAUUGGAGUGCAUUCAGAAUCUUCAUAAUGCAUAACUGCUAACCAGCUUGUAUUCUUUCGGUGCUUGAAGUACAAGUGGUAAACAUUUUUCUGAAGAAUUCUGCAUCAUUGACUCCCAGAUGACUGGAGGAAAAACCAUAUAUUUGUCUUGUGUAUAUAGUCAUUUUAAUUAUUUUCAUACACUGUAGAUAUAAUACUUAUUAAAAAUAUAAUUUGUAUGUUCAUUAUAAUGUGUGUAGAAAAAAAUUGCCAUUUUUGCAUGCUGCUUACCAUAUAUUGCAUACAUAUUUAAUGAGCAGUCUUGCAAAGUAAUGUUAAUUACUUUUUUCAUUUGGUGUACUGUUGUAAUUGUUUUAGAACUGGCAAUACUUGUGGUUGACUUACAGUAUUGGCUUAAAAAAUUGUCUUGUGUCUUGAAACAUGAAAGGGUGGUGGUUGUGUUCGAGCUUCGGAGUAGUGUCCAGUUGUCUCUGUGAAAAGACAUUUAUAAGGAGUGUAAAGUCAAAUAUUUUAUGUAGAAUUCAGAAAUUGAUACUGUAAUGCUGUUAAAAAUUAGUUUCUUUUUGGUAAAGUAGUUUUAAGCAUCAUUUCAAAGGCUAUUAUCAGAAGUGGUCAAGUUUUAACUAAAUGGUAAAUAAUCUUCACAAAUUGAUUACUAGUAUCCCAGAAUGGUUCUUUAUUUUUAAGGGUUGCUUUUGGUUCCCAGCGAGGUGCGAGUUCACACAAGAUAUGUAAUGAGGCAAGUGUGGAGGGAACAUGGUUGUAUCUAAAUGUGUUAUGGACAUAUUAAUAUUUUGAUAGCAUUUGAUAUAUGUUCAUUAUAGAAACUGAAACAUUAAGCAUUAGUUCAAGGAUUUAUAUGUGAAUCUGUAAAUAAUUUGUAUUAUGCAUUAUUUACUUUUUAAUAGUGAACAAAAAUUUGAAAUUUAUAUUUUAAGUUUAUUAAAUAUAUUUCAUCACA
Procambarus clarkii (red swamp crayfish) is the source of this 3680-nucleotide messenger RNA. Its product is annotated as protein TFG. Lineage: Eukaryota; Metazoa; Arthropoda; Malacostraca; Decapoda; Cambaridae. Gene Ontology annotation, cellular component: endoplasmic reticulum exit site. Gene Ontology annotation, biological process: COPII vesicle coat assembly; endoplasmic reticulum to Golgi vesicle-mediated transport. Gene Ontology annotation, molecular function: identical protein binding. The record is from RefSeq and is a predicted model, not a curated record.